Messenger RNA from Eupeodes corollae, 1627 nucleotides. Its product is annotated as endochitinase-like. The record is from RefSeq and is a predicted model, not a curated record. Lineage: Eukaryota; Metazoa; Arthropoda; Insecta; Diptera; Syrphidae. Gene Ontology annotation, molecular function: chitin binding; chitinase activity. The transcript is spliced from 5 exons. Gene Ontology annotation, biological process: carbohydrate metabolic process; chitin catabolic process. Gene Ontology annotation, cellular component: extracellular region. The coding region runs from base 1 to 1491 and encodes 496 amino acids.
AUGGCAUACAUUAAACUAAUUCUCUCGACCUUGCUCCUCUUGGGCAUCUCUACAACUUUUGCACAAAAUGAAAGCACUGGCGUUGUAGUCUGCUACUACAGUAACUGGGCUAUCUAUCGCCCAGGAAAGGGAAGCUACACCCUCAAUGACAUUCCCGUCGAUAAGUGCACCCAUUUGAUAUAUUCAUUCGUUGGAAUCGACCAUAACUCCAAGGAGAUCAAAAUCCUUGACCAAGAGCAAGAUAUCAACAAAGGAGGUUUCAAAAAAUUCGUAGCUCUUAAGAAAUCGAACCCAACCCUUAAGACGCUUGUUGCUGUUGGCGGUUGGAAUGAAGGCUCUGCAAAAUACUCACAAAUGAGUGCUUCGAAACAAUUCAGGGAUAUAUUUGUUCGAAGCAUUUGUGCUUUGAUGAAGGAGUACAACUUCGAUGGUUUCGAUAUCGAUUGGGAAUAUCCCGGAGCUUCGGAUCGUGGUGGUGCUGCAGCUGACAAGGUAAAUUUUGUCAAAUUUGUAGAAGAACUUAGAGCUGCUUUCGAUCGUGAACAAAGGGGUUGGGAAAUCACUAUGGCCACACCAGCAGCACAAUACAGAGUCGAUGAUGGUUUUGAUGUUCCAGCAUUAUGCAAGCUAAUGGAUGCUGUGCAUGUUAUGGCUUACGACUUACGUGGAAGCUGGACCGGAUUCGCUGAUGUCCACAGUCCUUUGUACAAACGGCCAUUCGAAACAGCUGAAUACUCAUCGUUAAAUGUACACGAUGUCAUGGGCUACUGGGAGAAAAAGGGAUGUCCAGCUAAUAAACUUGUUGUAGGAGUUCCAUUUUAUGGCCGAUCUUUUACACUCUCCAGCCAGGGACAAAAUAAAAUCUUGGGUUCUCCAAUUCCCACAACCGGUAGUGGAUCGGCAGGAGCAUACACAGGCGAAGGAGGUCUCUUGGCAUUCUAUGAAAUCUGUGAUCCAAGCCAGGGAUGGACAAUGAAAUGGGAUGAUGUUGGCAAAGUUCCUUAUGCGUACAAGGGUAACCAAUGGGUUGGAUUCGAAGACGUUAAGUCUUUACAAUUCAAAAUGGAUUUCAUAAAGCAGAAGGGUUAUAAGGGUGGAAUGAUUUGGGCUGCUGAUUUGGACGACUUCCGUGGUACUUGUGGAUCAAAGCAUCCCUUGGUAUCGGUGAUGCAUCAAAAUAUGGUCAACUAUAAGGUUCCCGGAACAACAAAUACUCGCCCUAUUGCUCCAGUUCCUGCUCCAAGUAAACCUCAAGAACAACCUGCUCCUCCCAGCACUGGCAGUCAACAGAAGCCAUCGUCACCUUCAGUACCAGCUAGUGUUGAUUGUUCUUCAAGUCCUUAUGCUGCCCAUCAAGACUGUAGGAAGUUCUACCAAUGCGUUUAUGGUAAACCCGUUGAGAUGAGUUGCCAGGCCGGUCUCACUUUCAAUUCGGAAGUGUUUAUUUGCGAUUGGCCUCAGAGCAACCCCCGUCCAGAGUGCAGAGGUUGAUAAAUGGCUCCCACAUACGAAAUUUAAUAACAAAAGUAGUACAAUUUAAUACAGAUACGAGUAGUAUAGGAAAAGUAGUAAUGUUUUGAUUUCUUGAUAUUUUUUUUUAAAUACAUAAAAAGUCUUUUUAACGGAA